AUCCCCGAUGCGGUUCUGACUCCUCACGGGAAGUCGCAGUGUCGCCAUCUCAGCGCCUCGUUUCCCCAUCAUGACUCAGUGGCAUUGGUUGUCGCAUCGCCUCUACGCCGUGCUCUUCAGACAGCUGUACACGCUUUCACACCUGCCUUGCACAGAGAUGGAGUGAAGGUGCUUCUACAGCCAAUGGCACAGGAAAUGAACGCAUUUGCCUGUGAUAUUGGUACUGACAGAGACGAGCUAGAGAGACAAGUCAAAGCUGGAGAGCUCUGGGACACAAAACUCGGCGUCUCCGGCGAGAAAGUCGACUUUGAUCUGGUCGAGGAGGGUUGGAACUCCAAGGGCAAGUGGGCACCAGACAGAGCGACUGUGCAGAGGCGUGGCGCAAAGCUGCGUUCGUGGUUAUACGGUCGUAAAGAGGAGAUCGUGGUUGUGGUCUCGCAUGGAGGCUUCUUGCAUGCUCUGACGGAAGAUUGGAAUGGCUUCAAUGCUAGCGCUGAAUUUGUGUUCACCGAGAAGUCGACACAGAGCAGUGCGCAUGUUGUCGAGAAGGCAACACUAACUCUCAAACCUGAUGGAGGAGAGAAGCAGCCUCAUGUCGUAAAGGAGGUCGAGGAUGUGGGCCUGGCGGGCAAG
Messenger RNA from Aureobasidium uvarum, 633 nucleotides. Lineage: Eukaryota; Fungi; Ascomycota; Dothideomycetes; Dothideales; Saccotheciaceae. The record is from the annotation of a GenBank genome assembly.